Molecule: messenger RNA, 2049 nt
Organism: Aedes albopictus (Asian tiger mosquito)
Lineage: Eukaryota; Metazoa; Arthropoda; Insecta; Diptera; Culicidae
Exons: 2
Coding region: 323-1813 (496 amino acids)
Source: RefSeq, a predicted model, not a curated record
UACUUGUUCAUUAAGAUUGUUAUUUCUCAUUGGUACUUCAAGUCAAGAUAUAAGAUAACAAAAAUUCUCUGUGGAUGGAAAGCCCAGUGCACUGUGCGUAAUAACCGCAAACCGAAAAAUACUAUGGUGGUCGACAACGAUGUACGAUUACGAACAAAAGGAAACAUGCAAUGCGUUGCCCAAGGAAUGGAUAUAUAAGCUGCAUGAUACGCCAUCGAUUGUUCAUAAAGUUCAAACUAGACUGCGUUUGGUUGACUGCAAUUUGAGUCUACUUAUGCUUAUUUUGAAUUCGGUCUGUAGGUUGCGAGUAAUAUAUUAGACAAUGUCAGACAGGACGGCAACAAAAAAGGUUCCUCAAAUCGAGAAUCCGAACAAAAAGAAUGUCUACAACGUGCUGCUGGUCGGAGAAACGGGAUCGGGCAAGUCGACACUCAUCAACUAUUUGACCAACUACUUUCGCGGAGGAACACUGCACAAUCUGAAGAUUGCGAUCCCUUCAAAGCACUAUCCGGCUACGGAAGGCUUCGAGCACCAGGAAAAUGAUCUUCAAGAUCCCACCAAAAGCAAAACCGGAAAAUGUACGUUUUAUAAUUUCUCAUUGAAUGGCAUAGACUACGCCUUCAUUGAUACCCCAGGCCUAAGUGACACAAGUGGACGGGAUAAGGACGCUGAAAACAUAUUGAAAAUCAUGGAAGUUGCUGAGAUGAGUGGGACGAUUGCAGCCAUUAUGCUGGUUGUAAAUGGAACUGUGGCUCGAACUACGUCGAACCUGAAAGACACUAUCAGUAUGAUGAAAAGUUCUGUGCCAGAUGUUCUGCUCAGCAACCUUGUGGUAGUUCUCACCAAUUGCUCUGCAACCAGCGCCAAUUUUCAAUUUAGUGCAUUAAACCCUUGGACAAUUGUGGACAAAAAUAGGUUUUACAUGAACAACAGUGCUUUGAGUACUCCGAAGGAAAGUUGGAUUGAUGAUGCAGAAAAAUUUGAUGAGAUCGAGUAUGGCUGGAAAAAGUCCAUGAGGACAAUAGAUCAGAUGAUGAAGCAAAUAACUCAGCUGGGUCAUGUGGCAUCUGACGCAUUUGGAGAAAUGCGCAAAAAGAAAUCUGAUAUAAAAUCGAAGCUCAAUGCCCAAAUAAACGAUAUGAGAAAGCUCUAUGUAUUACAAAAUAAACUAACUGAUCUACAGCAUGCAGAAAACAUUGCUUCUAUUUCAGUUUCAUCGUAUUCAAAUUACAAGGAAAAUACCGCAGUAGAAUAUAUGGAUAUGGAGUCCACUUCAUAUGUCAAUGUGCUUUGUAAAAAUCAUCCUAACAAUGUUUGCUGUCAUGACUGUGACAUUGGGUCAUUUUGGCCAUUGUCAUUUUGUCAAGCCUUUGACUCAGCUAUACAUAUUGCUAUUGUUACAUGUCGAAAAUGUCGGUGCCUCAUGUCGGAUCAUUUCAGAGCCCGAUAUAAACCAGUACAGAAAACUAAAACGGUCGAAGUGAUACUGCAGGAAACUAAACAACGCUACGAUGAAAGUAAACAACAGCAGGCUACAAUUCAAAACCAAAUAAGCAACCUCAGUGGUGAUCUUGGCCUCCUGAAGAAAGAUCUAGACACAAAAGCACUGAAAAUUGUCGAUAGCUGCAAGGAGCUUCAGCAAAUAUGUUCUCAGUUCAGUUUUACGGACGAGUUAGCAGGUACCAUAGCCAUAAUGAAAACCGACGUUGGCUUUGUUACAAAUACGGAAGUUAAAGCAGAUGCUGUAGCGAGAAUCGACAGAAUUCAAAGUCUCACGGCAUCACUCAACACGAAACCCGAUGGAAGCCGUUAAACUCGAAGCGAAGUCGACAACAAGGAUUCUCCCUUCUAUAGUCUAUACCUCCAUGCCGACGGAAUACUGCGAUCCACCGUGAAAUACAGCGAAUUCGGUGAAGACAAUUGCGAUGAAAUGGCUUUUCUGGUUUUUAAUAUAACUUUUACUGGAAUACAAAACAAUAAUGAUGUCAUUUGUUAUUUAUUCACUCCCUUCCCAACCGACCGGAUUCCUGAAUAAAUCUGUGGAUGAAA